Messenger RNA from Colletotrichum tamarilloi, 3870 nucleotides. RefSeq names its product hydantoinase B/oxoprolinase. The transcript has 9 exons. Gene Ontology annotation, molecular function: 5-oxoprolinase (ATP-hydrolyzing) activity. Gene Ontology annotation, cellular component: cytosol. The coding region runs from base 1 to 3870 and encodes 1289 amino acids. The record is from RefSeq and is a predicted model, not a curated record. NCBI's taxonomy places the organism in Eukaryota, Fungi, Ascomycota, Sordariomycetes, Glomerellales, Glomerellaceae. Gene Ontology annotation, biological process: glutathione metabolic process.
AUGGGUUCACUUCCGGGCCCUGUGGGGGGAAUCAGGAUUUCCAUCGACCGCGGUGGCACCUUUACCGAUUGUGUUGCAUCUGUCCCCGGCCAAGAUGAUAUCCUCGUCAAAUUGCUUUCAGUCGACCCCAGCAACUACCCCGAUGCCCCAGUCGAAGCGAUCAGAAGAGUCCUGGAGAAAGCGACAGGAAAGGAGUAUCCCAAGGGAAAGAAGAUUUCUCUACGAGGUGUUGAGUCUAUCAAAAUGGGAACUACAGUAGCCACAAACGCCCUCCUCGAGAGGAAAGGAGAACGCACAGUAUUUGCUGUGACGAAGGGCCUCAAGGAUCUCCUGCACAUCGGCAACCAGUCAAGGCCAAAACUCUUCGACCUCGCCAUUCGCAAGCCCGACGUACUAUACUCAAAAGUCAUUGAAAUCCCAGAACGCGUGACACUGGACGCAUGGUCAGAAAACAACAAGCCCGAACCUAUCGAUGUCUCUUCAGACCCCGCGCUCGUCACCGGCGUCACCGGUGAAGCAGUCCGGGUCCUCGAGCCUCUCGACAUCGAGGCAUCCAGAAAGGCCCUACAAGAAGCCUACGACGAGGGCUACCGCUCCAUCGCCGUCUGCCUCAUGCACAGCUACACCUUCCGCGACCACGAGGCGGCCAUCGCCCAGCUCGCCGCCGACAUCGGCUUCACCCAUAUCUCCCCGAGCGCCGAGCUCUCCCCCGUCGUCAAGAUCGUGCCCCGCGGUAACUCCUCCACCGCCGACGCCUACCUUACCCCUGAGAUCAAGCGCUAUAUUGCCGGCUUCGAGUCCGGCUUCGAGGACCUCGCCAACAGCGGGUGCCGCUGCGAGUUCAUGCAGAGCGAUGGCGGCUUGGUCGAGUUUUCUGGUCUGUCUGGUUUGAGGGCCAUUCUCUCUGGGCCUGCUGGCGGUGUCGUCGGCUAUGCGAGAACGUGCUAUGACGACGCGGAUAAGACACCUGUGAUUGGAUUUGAUAUGGGCGGCACGAGUACUGAUGUUUCAAGAUACGCCGGCGAGCUCGAGCAAGUCUUCGAGACCACGACGGCCGGUGUCAUGGUCCAGACUCCGCAGCUGGACAUCAACACCGUCGCGGCGGGCGGCGGCAGCAUCCUCAGCUGGCAGAGCGGCAUGUUCAAGGUCGGACCCGAAAGUGCCUCCGCUCAUCCCGGCCCGGCCUGCUACAGGAAAGGCGGUCCCCUGACCGUCACCGACGCCAACGUCGUCCUCGGCCGCGUGAGGCCCGAGUUCUUCCCCAAGAUCUUUGGUCCCAACGAAGACUUGCCCCUGGAUGUCGACGCCAGCAGACGUCUCUUUGAGGAGCUCACAGCGAGCAUCAACAAGGACGAAGGCACCACCCUGACCGUGGAGCAAGCCGCAGCUGGCUUCCUUGACGUCGCCAACGAGUCCAUGUGCCGCCCCAUCCGCACCCUCACCGAAGCAAAAGGCUACGACGCAGGCCUGCACAACCUCGCCUCCUUCGGCGGUGCCGGCGGCCAGCACGCCUGCGACAUUGCAAAGACGCUCGGCAUCUCCCGCGUCCUCGUCCACAAGUACUCCUCCGUCCUCUCCGCCUACGGCAUGGCCCUCGCCGACGUCGUCAGCGAGGAGCGCAGCCCCUGCGCCCUGACCUACACCGAGGCCAACCUCGCCACCUUCGCCUCGGAGCUCGACAAGCUCGUCGAGAGAGCGGGAGACGUCCUCCUCAUGCAGCGUAUCCCCGAGGAACGCAUCGUGAGCGAGCGAUACCUCAACAUGCGCUUCCAGGGCAGCGAUACCCCGCUCAUGAUCCAAGAGACGGCGGCGGCGCCCGGUGGGGGAUACCUCGAGGCCUUCAAGGACGCUCACCAGAAGCAGUUUGGGUUCCUGCCCGUCGGCCGCGAUGUUAUUAUCGACGACUACCGCGUCCGCGCCAUCGGCAAGACGACGGUGCAGCUCCCCGUCCCUUGGCCCAAAGAGCUUGCUUCCGCGGAGGCGACGGCCGCGCCGCCCGCCAAGACGACAAAGCAGGUCUACUUCAAGGGUUUGGGCUGGUCCGAGACGCCCGUGUACGGACUCGCGGGCCUGACGCCGCAUACCAAGAUCGCUGGCCCGGCACUCAUCAUGGACGACAAGCAGACGAUUGUGGUGAUCCCCGACGCCGCGGCGACGGUGCUCUCCGAGACGGUGGUGAUUGACGUCGCGGUCGGGACAAAGGAGACCAUCUCCACGACGACGAUUGACCCGAUCCAGCUGUCCAUCUUUGGCCAUCGGUUCAUGGGCGUCGCGGAGCAGGCCGGUCGCGCGCUGCAGAAGACGAGCGUGAGCACUAAUAUCAAGGAGAGGUUAGAUUUCUCGUGCACCGUGUUUUCGCCUGAUGGCGGGCUUGUGGCUAACGCCCCUCACGUCCCUGCCAUGAUCGGAAGUAUGGCCUUUGCUGUGAAGUGGCAAAUCGACCACUGGGGCGACAACCUCAAGCCAGGAGACGUCAUCCUCUCCAACGCACCAGUCUGCGGCGGCACCCAUCUCCCCGACCUCACAGUGAUCACGCCCGUCUUCAACGCCGAAGGCAGCAAGAUCAUCUUCUGGACCGCCUCCCGAGGCCACCACGCCGACGUCGGCGGCAUCCUCCCCGGCUCCAUGCCCCCCAACUCCAAGGAGCUGUGGGAGGAGGGCGCCGUCAUCAAGGCUUUCAAGGUCGUCGAGGGCGGCGUCUUCAAGGAGAAGGAGCUCACCGACCUGCUCAUGGCGCCGGCGCACUCGCCCGGCUGCUCCGGCACCAGGUGCCUCCGCGACAACAUCUCCGACAUCAAGGCGCAGGCGGCGGCGAACCACCGCGGAAGCCAGCUGAUCCACGCCCUGAUUGAGGACUACGUGGAAGAGAUCCAAGGCGCAGCCGAGCGCGCCGUCCGCGACAUGCUCAAGACGAUCCACGAGCGCACGGCAGGCAAACCCCUCGAAGCAAUCGACUACAUGGACGACGGCACCCCGAUCCAGCUCAAGGUCACAAUCGACCCCACCACCGGCGGCGCCGUCUUCGACUUCCACGGCACCGGCCCCGAAGCCUACGGCAACUGGAACGCGCCCAUCGCAAUCUGCAACUCGUCCAUCAUCUUCGCCCUCCGCUGCAUGGUCGACGCCGAGAUCCCGCUCAACCAGGGCGCCAUCCGGCCCAUCGACGUCCAGGUCCCCGAGGCCUCGUUGCUGAAGCCCACAGAGCACGCCGCCGUGUGCGCCGGCAACGUCCUGACUUCGCAGCGCGUCGUCGACGUCAUCUUCAAGGCGUUUGGCGCGGCCGCGGCCAGCCAGGGGUGCAUGAACAACUUGACCUUCGGCACGGAUGACCCGGAGACCGGGUUCGGGUACUACGAGACCAUCUGCGGCGGCGCGGGCGGCGGACCGAGCUGGGAUGGUGUCAGCGGCGUGCAUACCAACAUGACCAACACGCGCAUUACGGACCCGGAGUCGCUUGAGCGGCGGUACCCCGUCAUCCUCCGGCAAUUCUGCCUGCGCGAGGGAAGCGGCGGAAAAGGAGCUCACACGGGAGGCGACGGCAUCAUCCGCGAUAUCGAGUUUAAUAUCCCGAUCAAGGUCAGCAUCCUCAGCGAGAGGCGGGCGUUUGCGCCGUACGGUAUGGCGGGCGGCGAGGACGGGCAGCGGGGCCGUAAUGUGUGGGUUAAGAAGAGCGGGCGCGUCGUCAACCUCGGCGGGAAGAACACGGCCAUGAUGGAGGCGGGCGAUCGCAUUGUGAUCAUGUCGCCUGGUGGUGGCGGGUAUGGACGGCCCGAAGACAGGGUCGAGGGGAAAGCGAAGCCGGCGGCUGCGUUUGUGGGUGUUGCGAAUGGAACGGUUGAUAUGAUCCAGAGCAUGGGAGAGUCUGCAUAA